AUGCUGCGCGGACUUGGGUUCCACAUCUACAUGACGGGCGUACGUAACCGGACGCGGACUGACGGCAAGCCGCAGGGCGAAUAUCAGGGGUGGACGCACAUUAACAACAUAGUCCACCUCCCUUGCGGCUCUAAAUUUAGUGCCGACGUCGCAUUUGGUGGUGACGGGCCAACUUCUCCUCUUCCUAUGGAUGGCGUGGGAUCUGCCCUUCACAAUCUAGGCACCCAAGAGGUACGACUCGUGGAGGGAAACAUCCCUAAGCAGCGCUUUCGGGAGCCGAAGCUGUGGGUGUACCAGUACCGCAACAGUGCCAAUAAGGAGUGGAACUAG
Pseudogymnoascus destructans is the source of this 330-nucleotide messenger RNA. RefSeq names its product N-terminal acetyltransferase. Gene Ontology annotation, molecular function: acetyltransferase activity. Lineage: Eukaryota; Fungi; Ascomycota; Leotiomycetes; Thelebolales; Thelebolaceae. The record is from RefSeq and is a predicted model, not a curated record. The coding region runs from base 1 to 330 and encodes 109 amino acids. The transcript has 2 exons.